UUCAUGACUAUAACCUUAAGUCAAGUCAGUGAAAAUUUCAGGGUCUCUCUAAAUGGGGUCUUUGUAACCUUAUCACAAUUUUACAAGUUGUCGCAAGAAAAGCAAUUUUGUGAGGAAUGUGCUUUCUGUCAUAAGAAGUCCUCUUGCAAGCAGUCAACUGAAUGUGAUCUCCGAAGUAAAUCGCUCAAACAUGUGUUAGUUUCUCACAGAAAAGACUCAUAUUCACGCUUUGUACUUACCUAUCACCGUGCUCUCGCCUACUCACUGGCCUCGACAGCGAGCAGGCCAACGGCUUCAGUAAAUUGCAUCUGUAGUUCCAUUCUUUUAAGCAGAAUCACGCUUUAGUCAUCCAUUCCCUCGUAGCUAGUAGAGAUGCUCCUAAAAUGCUUGGGCCGAAGCUCGCGGAAAGUAGGGACUUGUUGCAUAUACACGAGUUGCUUAUCAAAACAACAACAUAUGGAUAAAACCUGUUGGACCCCGGUCGAGCUAAUCGAACCCAGCGAACAUAAAAAUUUCAACUAUGCUCUUCUAGUACUUAACACAAGGAUAGCAUUGCCAAAGACAGUAACGUGCUCACUAUGGCAAAAUGCCAAACAUCGAGUUCUGGUGGACGGAGGAACGAACCGUUGGCUCUCUUUUCUACAUGACCUUCCAGACGAAGGUCGGGAAUUGAAAAAUCCUGACGUGGUUAGUGGAGACUUCGAUUCAGUCAACGAGAAUACACUGGAAUUCUUUAGAGAAAAAGGUGCUACCAUAGAGCCUACCCCAAAUCAAGAUGAAACUGAUUUCACAAAAGCAGUUCGGUUGCUGGAACCUAUUCUUGAGAAAAAACAAAUAACAUCCAUCAUAGCUAUACAAGAGCAUGGAGAUCGUUUCGAUCACAUCAUGGGGAAUAUAAACACCUUAUACAAAGCAAACAAAUUUCUAAAAGACACCCGAUCGUACUUAAUUAGUGAAGGUUCCUUAACGUGGCUUCUAGCACCUGGAAAACAUUCCAUUCAUGUUCCAAUGCACUUAGUUGAUAAUCAACGCUGGUGUUCAUUGGUACCAAUUAGCGGAAAGACGAUAGUAACGACAAAAGGAUUGAAGUGGGAUUUAGAAAAUGGUGAAUUAGAAUUCGGUAAACUGGUAAGCACAUCCAAUACUUAUGCAUCACAAAAUCUUGAGGUCACAACGAAUAAUUAUUUAUUAUGGUCCAUGGGAGUAUUUUAUUUUGAUUAGAGUUAACUUAAGAAUGCAAAAUAAAGCGCAAUUUUGAACGCAAUUAUUUUUGAA
Hermetia illucens (black soldier fly) is the source of this 1275-nucleotide messenger RNA. Its product is annotated as thiamin pyrophosphokinase 1. The record is from RefSeq and is a predicted model, not a curated record. Gene Ontology annotation, biological process: thiamine diphosphate biosynthetic process; thiamine metabolic process. Gene Ontology annotation, molecular function: thiamine diphosphokinase activity; thiamine binding; ATP binding. NCBI's taxonomy places the organism in Eukaryota, Metazoa, Arthropoda, Insecta, Diptera, Stratiomyidae. The transcript has 5 exons. The coding region runs from base 373 to 1221 and encodes 282 amino acids.